Nothoprocta perdicaria is the source of this 2134-nucleotide messenger RNA. It is a transcript of the gene METTL14, whose product is annotated as methyltransferase like 14. The transcript is spliced from 11 exons. Gene Ontology annotation, molecular function: mRNA binding. NCBI's taxonomy places the organism in Eukaryota, Metazoa, Chordata, Aves, Tinamiformes, Tinamidae. The record is from RefSeq and is a predicted model, not a curated record. The coding region runs from base 36 to 1415 and encodes 459 amino acids. Gene Ontology annotation, cellular component: RNA N6-methyladenosine methyltransferase complex; nucleus.
CGGCGGGGCGGCGGAAGGGCGCGGGGCGGCGGGCCAUGAACAGCCGCCUGCAGGAGAUCCGCGAGCGGCAGAAGCUGCGGCGGCAGCUCCUGGCGCAGCAGUUAGGAGCUGAAAACGCGGACAGUAUCGGUGCUGUGCUGAACAGCAAGGAUGACCAGCGGGAAAUUGCUGAAGCAAGAGAAACCUGCAGGGCUGCUUAUGAUACAUCUGCACCAAAUGCAAAACGCAAAUAUCCGGAUGAGGGAGAAGCCGAUGAAGAAGACCUUGAAGAAUAUAAGGAUGAGGUAGAACUGCAGCAGGAUGAAGAGAACCUACCCUAUGAAGAAGAGAUUUACAAAGAUUCAAGUACCUUUCUUAAGGGCACUCAGAGCUUAAAUCCGCACAAUGAUUACUGCCAGCACUUCGUGGAUACAGGACACAGACCCCAGAACUUCAUCAGAGAUGUGGGCUUAGCAGAUAGGUUUGAAGAAUAUCCAAAACUUAGAGAGCUCAUCAGACUGAAGGAUGAGCUGAUAUCUAAAUCUAACACUCCUCCCAUGUACUUACAAGCAGACUUGGAAGCUUUUGAUAUUAGAGAACUGAAGUCCAAAUUUGAUGUGAUUCUUUUGGAACCACCAUUGGAGGAAUACUAUCGAGAGACUGGCAUUACUGCCAAUGAGAAAUGCUGGACCUGGGAUGAUAUCAUGAAACUGGAAAUUGAAGAGAUUGCAGCCCCAAGGUCAUUUGUAUUUCUGUGGUGUGGCUCAGGAGAGGGUCUAGACCUUGGCAGAGUGUGUCUGCGCAAAUGGGGUUACAGAAGAUGUGAGGACAUUUGUUGGAUUAAAACCAAUAAAAACAAUCCUGGAAAGACGAAGACUCUAGACCCUAAGGCUGUCUUCCAAAGGACCAAGGAGCACUGCCUCAUGGGCAUCAAGGGAACCGUGCGCCGCAGCACGGACGGGGACUUCAUCCACGCCAACGUUGACAUUGACCUCAUCAUCACCGAGGAGCCGGAAAUCGGCAACAUAGAGAAACCUGUGGAGAUUUUUCACAUCAUUGAGCAUUUCUGCCUCGGGCGGCGGCGUCUUCAUCUCUUCGGGAGGGACAGCACAAUCCGACCRGGCUGGCUGACGGUGGGACCCACCCUCACAAACAGCAAUUUCAAUGCAGAAACCUACUCCUCAUACUUCACUGCUCCCAACUCCCACCUGACGGGCUGCACGGAGGAGAUCGAGAGACUGCGGCCCAAGUCGCCGCCGCCCAAGUCCAAGUCUGACCGGGGAGGUGGCGCCCCGCGGGGCGGCGGGAGAGGAGGGGCGGCCGCCGGCCGCGGAGAGAGGGGCCGGGAGAGGAACAGAACGAACUUCCGCGGCGAGCGGGGUGGCUUCCGAGGGGGCCGUGGGGGCACCCACCGGGGUGGCUUCCCCACRCGCUGAUGACCCUUAUGGAAUUGCUCUCUCCUCCCGGGCCUUGUCUCUGAACCUCUCCUUCCUGGUCCUGUUCAUUUUCGGGACUCAAGCUAGGUGACUUGUAAYGUUGGUUUUGGCGCGAGUGGUUCCAAAGGUUCCAAAGGUUCUGCCUUCCCGACAGGGGCCUGGUGUGGGGGAUCCUGCGCUYGGCUCGGCCUCCCAGCAGCUUCCGUUGGGCAGAAGAGAGCGCCGGCUCGCCAGCCCGCCGUUAGGCUGGGAGUGAAGAGCCUUGCUCCUCCCUUCUGAAACGCGCAAGUUGGGGGCUUUUUAACUGUAGCGUUUUCCAAAAUGUGGAUGGCGCUUCUGCCAUUGUAGGCCCAGGUAUGGCCUGCCGUGGGUUAGCAUGACCCAGCGGGCACAAAAUGCGGUUGGGAGUUGCAUGGCAAUAGCAGACUUAGUCUCUUAUUCAUGUGUCUAUAUUGACACUUAUUUUAACUGCUCUUAAACCAAGGAGCAAAUUGACUAAAUAGAACUCUAUUUUUUUUCCUUCUUUGGCCUAAAUUUUCUGAAUCAUCCAUGGGAACAACUUUUAUUUUUUCCCCUCUCCCUUUGUGGUGUAUUUGCCCUCACAUUUCAUGUUUGUAGUGGGGAGCGUAAUAGUUCUGCCCAGUCACAUGUUGUGCUUCAUGGAAAGCAAAAUCCUUUUAUGCAUUUAUACUUGUUCCAGAUGUCCAGAUGUACAUCUU